UUCAUUUGCCUUUCUAAGGACUAGGCAUAGAAGAUCUUGCUUUCUCCAAGUCAGACAAUCAUCCCAAAAUCCUCAGGAAAUGGACUUCCCUGGCUGUGCUGCAGAAAGGAGAGCAAAUGGAACUGUGAUCCACCUCAGGGAGACAGAGUUCAACAGUUCCUCAAAUGUGGAUGACAGAACUUUGUUCCUUUUGCUGGAGGAAUGGUCUCUCAGCCCAUCAGGCACAAACAUGAAGAUGUUUUUAAUCUCUCCAGUUGUCUGCCUCGUGGCAGGUGUCCUCAUCAUCCCCACCAUCUUAUUUGUGAUCUUCUCUCGGUUUAAAAUCCGCCAGGAAACAAGGUACAUGCUGCUGGGAAACGCUCUGCUCUCUGAUCUGGUCUACCUGCUGUUCUACACCCUGUCAGCUGCUCUCAAUGCAGCACACCUACACCUCCCAAAGGAAGCUUGUGUCCUCCUCUUGUUUUUGCUGGCAGUGGCUUACUGUGGAGGGCUGUUCACAGCUGUUGCAAUGGUCCUGGACACGUACAUCGCUGUUUUGUUUCCUUUGCACUACAUUGCUAUUUUGCCUCCUUCACGAACUAAAAAAAUCAUUGUACUGCUGUGGAUGUGUUCCGGAGCUUUCCCUGGGAUUUUCUUCUUGUUGCUGUGGACUACCCACAGCUUUGUGCCCUGUGUCCUGGAAACUUGCUCAGUUCCAGUAAUACUAAUAUUAACUCUGAAUGGGACUGAUGCUGUGAAACUCUGCUUCUGGCUUUCUACCACAGUUAUCAUUCUCUGCCUGUCUGUAAUAUUUUGUUGCUAUGGUAUUCUGUAUUUUAAAACCAAACACUCGGGUAUAUGGGAGAGCAUCUGCUCCAGAGCCAGUGUAACAUUCUUAAUGCACAACACUGUGUUAUUUUUUUACUUCUUUCCACUCUUGGCGCUUUUCAUAGAAUCAUUCUUGUUCAUUAAUGUUGUCAUCAGGCUGCAGACAGGAAUCUUGGUCUCCCUGACAGUCUGCAAUGUCCUCACGAUUCUUCCUAAAGUUUUGUUCCCUUUUCUGUAUGGGCUUCGAUACAGAGAGAUCUCAGCCUCUCUCAAAUCCCUUGUCAGGAGGAAGCGGCUUCGCCUGGUGUCCCCUGCUCCACCCCCAUCCUGAGGCAGCACAGAGCAGCCACAGCAGAGGAGCUGUCCUCGCUCUGUUAUUGUGCAAGACUGAUGGAAACCACCCAGCUUCUGAAGCGGAGAAGUGAUCAACCUAUGGUCAGAAGGCAUGGGUUCAUCACUGCCUCCCCCAUGCCAAAAGGCCACAGCUCUUUCAUCAGGAUGCAGCUGAGAAUACAGUGAAUGCUACCCUGGAUGAAGUUCCAAGCUUUGUUCUCAUGUGAAAGGCGGGACCUUCUGGAGGAGAUGUUGAAUUAAGGUCAUUUUCACCCACCUGUUGCAGAUGCCUUUCUGGAAAAAAAGAAAAUUAAAAAUAGAUACUGCAAAGCAAAGGAGUAACCACAGGUCUCGUGACAGCAUCACCUACAGCAGAGGAUCCUUAACCAAAUGUGCUGUGAAAACAACAACCAUUUCUUUCACACAGUAUAUUCUUGCAAGCUUGGCAGCC
Prinia subflava (tawny-flanked prinia) is the source of this 1591-nucleotide messenger RNA. RefSeq names its product G protein-coupled receptor 148 (gene GPR148). The transcript has a single exon. The record is from RefSeq and is a predicted model, not a curated record. Gene Ontology annotation, biological process: detection of chemical stimulus involved in sensory perception of smell. NCBI's taxonomy places the organism in Eukaryota, Metazoa, Chordata, Aves, Passeriformes, Cisticolidae. Gene Ontology annotation, molecular function: olfactory receptor activity; odorant binding. Gene Ontology annotation, cellular component: membrane. The coding region runs from base 80 to 1138 and encodes 352 amino acids.